GGAAGGAGAAAAGGAAGGUCACCAUCAUCCUCAACCUCAGCUCCGGAACUCACAGGCAGAGCCCACAGCCUGCCACCCGGACCAGGGGGUGCCACACGGAGUUGCAACUUGACUUCCCUUCCCGAGCAGCUGGGGGUUGCUCCCAUUGGCUGCUGGGCUAGCUAGGAAGGUGGAGGAGUAGUGAGGGGCUGGGCUGCCUGGUAAGGUGGAGGAGUAGUGAGGGGCUGGGCUGCCUGGGAAGGCGGAGGGGCCGUGAGGGACCGGGCUGGGUGGGAAUGUGGAGGGGCCAUGAUGGGGCGGGCCGGAUGGAAAGGCGGAGGUGCUGUGCAGGGCUGGGAAGGCAGAGGGGCUGUGAGACCCUAAGGAGGUGUGGGAAGAACACAAAGCGGAUUGGAGAAGAGGGAGAGAGAGACAGAAUUGUUCCCUGAUCUUUCACACUGGACCCUAUCCCCUCCCAGAGCCAUGGAUAGAACCCCAGAGUCCUGGCUCCCACCCCACUCUCCCCGUUCCAGCUCACUAGAUCCCACUCUUCACCCAGAACUGGGGAUAGAACCCAGGAGUCCUGGCUCCCAGUCUCCCGCUCUCGCUAUUAGAUCCCACUCCCCUCAGAAUUCAAUCUUGGUCUUGUGUACCAUGCUGUUGGGGGAUGCUUUCCCAGUAGCGUUGGGUUCCCGUCGGGGGGUCUCAGGGUCCCAGCUCCGAGGAUGGGGCCUGUGUAUCGAACACCCCGGGGGGGGCUGGGUGUGACUGAGAUUUAAUCUAGAACAGGAAGGGGCCGCAUUUCACAGGAGUUGUCUCACCCAGGGACGUACCCAGAACAUGCAGAUAACACAGGACCCCUCAUGAAUAUUGACCUGCUCUAACCACUAGACCCCACCCCCGUCAAAGAACCGAGUACAGAACCCAGAGUCCGAUCUCCCAGUGCCCCCUGCCCCCACUCCAAACCACUAGACCGCCCCCCAUCCAAGAACCGAGGACAGAACCCAGGAGUCCGAUCUCCCAGUGCCCCCCGCCCCCACUCCAAACCACUAGACGCCCCCACUCCUCGGCUGGGAGUUGUAUCAUUUGUGACUCAGCAUUUGUUCUGAGCUAACAGCGCUGGGUUAUCUCUGGAUCGUGGUGCAGCCCGUAUCAGGAAAGGACUUGUGCAAAAUACAGGCCCUUCCUCUUCCCAGGGGCACGCCUCAAUAGAUGAGCUUCUGGCCAAGCAUCUAGUUCAUUACAGCCCGGGGGGCUGGGAGCCAGGACUCCUGCCUUCUAUGCCAGGCUCUGGGAGGAAGUGGGGGCCAGUUUUAAAGCAAUGGCUGUUGCUUAGGUGAUUUCGCUGCUAAGAUAGUGAUGGAUGAUCAUUUCCAUUCACGGUUUGCAGCUUGUGGAUCUCAGGGAGUAGGUGGGGGUGGAGCAUGUAGAAGACACAGAGUUAAGGGGAGUGAACUCAACACACAGGGGAGGGCUCAGGCAUGCUGGGGACAGAGUCACGUACGCUUUGCUGGGCAAACACACACGAUCGAAGUUUCUCUCUGCGCUGGGUCCUGCAUUCCCCAGGGUACCAUGGACACGACUCUCCCACCAACCACUGGGGAAAAUUCCAGCCAGACCCCAGCAGCUGCGAGCUCCGCUCACCUGGCCUCUGCAGUGUUGCUCUUUGCCACCUUCCUGGUGGGUGUGGUGGGGAACGGGCUGUACCUGUGGGUGCUAGGACUGAAGAUGAGGAGGACGGUGACCACGCUCUUGUUCCUCUCCCUGGUCUCCUCCUAUCUCCUCUUCACCCUGCUGAUCCCCUUCUUCAUCGUCUCCCUCGUCAUGGGUUUCCACUGGGUCUUCGGCACAGCCAUGUGCAAGAUCCUCAAUACCUGCAUCUCUCUGGGCAUGUUCUCCUCUGUCUUCAUUCUCACAGUCAUCAGCCUGGACCGCUACACCCUCACUCACCACCCCAUCUGGUGCCGGAAUCACCGCACCCUGCCCCGGGCUGGGAAGAUGGUUAUGGGCGUGUGGCUGGCCUCCUUCUGUAUCAGCACUCCCUACCUGGCUUUCCGGGAGACCCGGGUGUUGGACGGGGACAGAAUCAUCUGCAUUAACAAUUACGCCCUCUCCAGAGACUGGAAUGGAGCCGAGCCACAGGGGCUGGGGAGACGGGUCCACGUGGCUGUCUUCACAGUCCGGUUCCUGCUGGGCUUCCUGCUGCCCUUCUGCACCAUCACGGGAUGCUAUGUCCAUGUUGGGCUGAAGAUGAAGGAGAAGAAGCUGAUGUGGGCUGGGAAGCCCUUCAAAGUCAUGGUGGCCGCGAUGGUUUCCUUCUUUCUUGGCUGGCUGCCCUACCACCUCUACCAUGGCUUGAAGCUCUACAAGAAGGAGGUGCCAGAGUCAGUGAUGGGCACCCUCUUGGUCAUUUACACCUUCACGUCCUGCUUCAAUGCCUGCUUCACCCCCAUCCUCUAUCUGUUUGUGGGAGAGAAGUUCUGGCAGGUCUUCAGGACAUCUUUUCUCACUCUGGUCAAAGCGGCUUUUGUCGAUGAUCUCGGCAGCAGUGCCUCCGAGUCUAGUGGAAGAUAUGAGAACGCACAACAGGUGUUAAGGUUCCUUCCCCACUCUGAACUCUAGGGUACAGAUAUGGAGACCUGCAUGAAAACUUCCUAAGCUUACUUUUACCAGCUUAGGUUAAAACUUCCCCAAGGUACAAACUAUUUUACCU
Molecule: messenger RNA, 2692 nt
Organism: Chelonia mydas (Green sea turtle)
Lineage: Eukaryota; Metazoa; Chordata; Testudines; Cheloniidae
Product: probable G-protein coupled receptor 33
Exons: 2
Coding region: 1339-2601 (420 amino acids)
Biological process (GO): positive regulation of cytosolic calcium ion concentration; complement receptor mediated signaling pathway; phospholipase C-activating G protein-coupled receptor signaling pathway
Cellular component (GO): plasma membrane
Molecular function (GO): complement receptor activity; G protein-coupled receptor activity
Source: RefSeq, a predicted model, not a curated record